AUGGGGCAGUUUGCAUCCAGACGUAAUGCGCUGGUCAGAAGCGUCUACUUCUCGACAAAUGAAGAGGGGCCGCCCAGAUACUCGUCACAUCAUUUUGAUGGCAGCACCAUGCGAGGCCGUAACCUACAAAUCCCUCCCACCAUCAUCGUCUCAGAUGAGGAAUUAAGCACGUCAGAGCACCAUGGCUCGAGAGCAGAGCUGCGCAGAUCCUCCGUCUAUAGCACCAUGGACCUGGUGCCCCAGUUGGGGAAUUACGCCAACUCGUUGCCUCAUCAGACAAUGAAGAGCAGGCCCUCUCUUGAAACUCUACGCAAAACAUCUGAGGUAGCACAGGUGGGAAUUGAUGGAGGCACCACAUCAGACUCAGGGAGCCAGCCAGAGCCAGAUGUUGAAAGUGUCGAGUCUCAUGGCGCUUCAGAAAAGGCUCCCGUUAGAUUUGGCUGGAUAGUUGGAGUCAUGGUUCGUUGCAUGCUGAAUAUUUGGGGGGUCAUCCUGUUCCUCCGCUUGUCGUGGAUCACGUCCCAAGCAGGCAUUGUGUUGACUUGUGUUAUCAUCCUGAUGUCUGUGGUGGUGACCACAGUGACUGCUCUCUCCAUUUCUGCCAUUGCCACCAACGGGAGGGUGGUCUCAGGUGGUGCAUACUUCAUGAUCUCCCGCUCUCUGGGUCCUGAGAUUGGAGGGCCCAUUGGCAUGGUCUUCUCCUUUGCCAAUGCACUGGCGUGUGCACUCAAUACUGUUGGUUUUGCAGAGGUGGUCCGUGAUCUGCUGCAGGAGUUUAACGCUGUCAUGACUGAUGCAGUAAAUGAUGUCCGCAUUGUGGGUGUGAUCACUGUGACGGUUCUCCUGUUCAUUACACUGGCUGGAAUGGAGUGGGAGUCUAAGGCUCAGAUUUUGUUUUUCUUAGUUCUUUUGAUCUCCCUUGCAAGCUACUUCGCAGGAACGAUAAUUCCUCCUCCUCCUGAGAAACAGGCAGUCGGCCUCUUUGGCUACCAAGGUGACAUCUUUGUAGAGAAUCUAACACCAAACUGGAGAGGCUCUGAGGGGAGUUUUUUCCAGAUGUUUGCCAUUUUUUUCCCGGCUACCACUGGCAUUCUGUCUGGAGCAAACAUCUCUGGAGACCUUAAAGACCCUGCUACUGCUAUCCCCAAAGGCACCUUGAUGGCCAUUUUCUGGACAACAAUCACCUACCUGUUGAUAUCAGUAACAGCCGGGGCUUGUGUAGUGCGGGAUGCUUCUGGCAAUAUGAGUGACAUCAUUGUUGGAAACAGCACAGAAGGCUGUGUGGGACUUGCAUGUAAACUAGGCUGGAAUUUCACAAACUGCAUCGAGUCACAGUCCUGUCGGUAUGGGCUAUCCAACAGUGUAAAGGUAUUGGGGCAACUUUCUGGGUUCUACUACCUCAUCACCGCUGGUGUCUUCGCAGCCAGUUUGUCCUCUGCUCUUGGAUUUCUGGUUUCAGCACCAAAAGUCUUUCAGUGCUUGUGCAAGGACAACAUCUACCCAUACAUUAUAUACUUUGCGAAGGGUUAUGGGAAAAACAGCGAACCACUCCGGGCCUAUUUGCUCUGCUAUCUGAUAUCUGUAGCCUUCAUUCUCAUUGCGGAGUUGAACACCAUUGCUGCCCUGAUCUCCAACUUCUUUUUGUGUUCCUACUGUCUGAUCAACUUCAGCUGCUUUCAUGCUUCAAUCACCAAUUCCCCAGGGUGGAGGCCGUCGUUUCACUAUUACAGUAAGUGGGCGGCUCUGUUUGGGGCGAUGGUCGCUGCUGUUCUGAUGUUCUUGUUCACUUGGUGGGCAGCUCUGGUAACCUGGUGCAUCAUACUCUUCCUCUUUGGAUACGUCAACUACAACAAACCCAAGGUAAACUGGGGUUCUUCAGUUCAAGCAGGAACGUACAACAUGGCCUUGUCAUAUUCUGUCUCUCUGACUGGUGUGGAGGAUCAUGUCAAGAAUUUCAGGCCACAAUGCCUUGUUCUGACUGGGUCUCCAAACCAGCGGCCUGCACUGGUGGACUUUGUCGCCUGCUUCACUAAACAAAUCAGCCUGAUGAUCUGUGGAGACAUUUUAUUAGAGCCGGAGAGAAGAUCACGGUCUCAGGAUGGGACAGACAUCUUGGUGAAGUGGAUGAACAAGAGGAAGGUUCGAUCAUUUUACACUCCUUUUACCGCUGACAGCAUCAGAGAAGGAGCUAAACACUUGUUACAGGCCACAGGUCUUGGCAAGCUGAAACCCAACACUCUGGUUUUGGGUUUCAAGUCCAACUGGAGGGAGAGCACUCCUGGAAGUAUUGAAGACUACAUCAAAACAAUUUAUGACACAUUUGACUCUAACUACUGUUUGUGCAUCCUGAGGAUGAUGGAUGGUCUGGAUAUCUCUGAUGAUUUGGAAUCUGAAGUAAACCAGGGCUUUGAGCCCGAUGAGCCUGCAGAACAUCAUGACCAACAACCAAAUGAGGAUGAAGCUGCCGAUGACGUGUCUGAUGAAGACAACAGUGAUCAGAUCAAGACGGUGUUUCAAAACAGCCAGGGGAAGAAAACUAUCGAUGUCUACUGGAUUGCAGAUGACGGAGGUCUGACGUUACUGGUGCCGUAUCUGUUCACCAGGAGAAGACGCUGGCGAAGGUGUAAGGUCAGAGUUUUCAUCGUGGGAGAUGAACAUAACAUGGAAGAGGGACGCAAUGAGAUGAUUGCUCUGCUGAAGAGGUUUCGCCUGGAUGUUCAUGACGUCAUAGUUAUGACAGACAUAGACAAACGUCCUCAUCCUAAAAGCUUGAGCAGGUUUGAGGAGAAUGUCGCCCCCUUCAGGCUGUUUGAUGAGCAGCAGGAAGGCGUCUCCAUGCAGGAACUGAGACAGAAAGCUCCUUGGAAUAUAUCUGAUAAAGAGUAUGAAGCCUUCAAGCUAAAGUCUGAAAGUAAAGUGAGGCUGAACGAAAUCAUCCGAAAGAAUUCCCAACAUACUGCUCUAGUUCUUGUGAGCCUUCCGGUUCCACAAAGUGACUGUCCCAGUGCUCUGUACAUGGCCUGGCUGGACACCCUGACCUGUGGCCUCCACUGUCCUGCGGUAUUAAUACGAGGAAACCAACAGAACGUCCUCACGUUCUACUGCCAGUAGAUGAUCUUUAGAAAGGUGGAGGGGACUACAUAAGUUAAAACACUGAAUUUAAUGGUUAUUAGGAAUGGUGGAGAGAUGGGAUAAUCCAAACAAAGGCUGUGAAUUUAAUACAAGCUGUAAACAAGAGUAAAAUAAGCGACCACGUACUUGUGCCGCUGUCAAAAUGUUAAUUUUGAAAUGAGGCAUUUUCGUCUUCCAUGUUAACGCAUCUCCAUUUUCCAAAAUCUGACAGGAGAAACGGGAAAGAAAAUGCAUUAGCAUAAAUACAAAGUGAUUACAGAUUGGGGUUAUUUAAUCCUGGUCUCUGCAUGUUUUAACUCCAAAACACCCACACCCUUCGCUGACUGAUCGACCUCUUCAGCAUGCCCUCGGUUUUUCAGAAGCCUAUUAAUCACUGGUUGGGAAUCAUAGAAGGGACAUAUAGAAACAUGGCCGCAGUGGCCCUUGAGGACCAGGAUUGAGGACAAAGUCCUGCUCAGGAGAUUUCUUACAAAGAAUAAAUGGUCAAACAUAUUUUCAGCGUUUAGCUUUUUCAAAGAUUAAAUCAAAGCAUUUGCAUUAAGUUUAACCUCUGUGGGUAGGAGACUGCAUUAACUAAAAAUAUACAGCACAUUCCAACCAAUCUAAUUGUGUGAAGCUGUGGGUAGUCAUUAGAUUAUUCCUCCUCCCCAAUUAUCCCAUCAUGUUACCAGAAUAGCUUUCCACAAAGAGUAAUGCCAGCCUACA
Molecule: messenger RNA, 3837 nt
Organism: Nothobranchius furzeri (turquoise killifish)
Lineage: Eukaryota; Metazoa; Chordata; Actinopteri; Cyprinodontiformes; Nothobranchiidae
Product: solute carrier family 12 member 3-like
Biological process (GO): potassium ion import across plasma membrane; cell volume homeostasis; sodium ion homeostasis
Cellular component (GO): apical plasma membrane
Molecular function (GO): sodium:potassium:chloride symporter activity
Source: RefSeq, a predicted model, not a curated record